AUGAAGAAGAAAGACGCGGGAGGUGGCGGUGGCGGUGGGGGUGGAGCGCUCGUCGCCGUCCCGUGCGUGGACAUCAAGCUCUUCGUCGCCUCGCUCGCCUUCCUCACGCUCUUCGUCGCGUUGUGGCAGCUCCAGCCCUACGGCUCCCUCCUCGCCGCCGCCCGCUCCUCCGCAUCCGCGCCCCCCUGCGCCCUUCCCCUCGCCACAACCUCCGCUGCCGCCGCCAGCAACAUCAACAACACUGAGGUUCACUCCGCCAACUCGACGUCCUCCAACGCAGCUACCAAGGGCGCACCGGUGGCGACGUCGGCUCCGGCCACGGCCGCCGUCGCCGCUGUUCCGAUGCGGUUGGCGAAGCCGGCGCCGCGGACGGAGGACCCGAACACGAACAAGCCGGUGCUCACUCGGCCGCCCGUAAGCGCGGCGGCGCGGACGGAGGACCCGAGCACGAACAAGCCGGUGCUCACUCGGCCGCACGUAAGCGCCGCGGCGCGGACGGAGGACCCGAACACGAACAAGCCGGUGCUCCCUCGACCGCACGUAAGCUCGGCGGCGCGGGCGGAGCAGCCGAACACGAACAAGCCGGUGCUCCCUCGGCCGCACGUAACCGCGGCGGCGCGCGCGGAGGAGCCGAAAAGGCCGGUGCCCCGGCCGUCCGGCAGCGCGGCGGUGCGCCUGGAGGACCCGAAAAGGCCGGUGCUCCGGCCGUACGGCAGCGCGGCGGCGCUGUUCGUGCAGAUGGGCGCGUACCGGGGCGGGCCGCGGACGUUCGCCAUCGUGGGGCUGGCGUCUAAGCCCACCCACGUGUUCGGCACCCCCUACUUCAAGUGCGAGUGGCAGCCCAACCCGAGCGCCGCUGACCCGGCGCCGCCCGCCGUCCGGACCAAGGCCUACAAGAUCCUGCCGGACUGGGGGUACGGCCGCGUCUACACCACCGUCGUCGUCAACUGCACCUUCCCCUCCAACCCCAACGCGGCCAACGCCGGCGGCAGGCUGCUCGUCCACGCCUACCACUCCACGGCCUCCCGCCGGUACGAGCGCUUCGUGGCGCUGGAGGAGGCGCCGGGCGCCUACGACGAGGCCAUCUUCAGCCCGCCGUUCCAGUACGACUACCUCUACUGCGGCUCCUCGCUCUACGGCAACCUCAGCGCCAGCCGCAUGCGCGAGUGGGUGGCCUACCACGCGCACUUAUUCGGGCCCAGGUCGCACUUCGUCUUCCACGACGCCGGCGGCGUCAGCCCGGAGGUGAGGGCGGUGCUGGACCCGUGGAUCAGGGCGGGGCGGAUCACGGUGCAGGACAUCCGGGCGCAGGCCGAGUUCGACAGCUACUACUACAACCAGUUCCUGGUGGUGAACGACUGCCUGCACCGGUACCGGCACGCCGCCAACUGGACCUUCUUCUUCGACGUCGACGAGUACCUCUACCUGCCCAACGGCCAGGCUCUGGACCAGGUGCUCGGCAAGCUCUCGGGCUACACGCAGUUCACCAUCGAGCAGAAUCCCAUGUCCACCAAGCUCUGCGUCAAGAAUCCGAGGAAUGAUUACUCAAGGGAAUGGGGAUUCGAGAAGUUCGUGUUCCGGAACUCGAUCACGAGGGUCCGGCGCGACCGCAAGUACGCGAUCCAGGCGCGGAACGCGUAUGCGACCGGGGUGCACAUGUCGCAGAACGUGUACGGGAGGUCGACGCACAAGACGGAGGCCCUCAUCAGGUACUACCACUACCACAACUCCAUCAACGUGCUGGGGGAGCCCUGCCAGGAGUUUGUGCCGCGGCCCGGCGGCGGCCGCAAGGUUACGUUUGAGGGCGUCCCCUACGUGUACGACGACGCCAUGAAGCGCCUCGCCGGCGAGAUCCGGCGGUUCGAGAACCAAACCAUCGGAUCAUCUCUUACAUAA
Messenger RNA from Triticum turgidum subsp. durum (durum wheat), 1896 nucleotides. NCBI's taxonomy places the organism in Eukaryota, Viridiplantae, Streptophyta, Magnoliopsida, Poales, Poaceae. The record is from the annotation of a GenBank genome assembly.